GCAUGUGGUUAUUGUGUCCGUCGGAUUGCUAAUUUUGGAACAGUUUUUAAGAGGACAUUUUUACACGCUGUAAUGACGCAAAGUUGCGAAACAACGAAUUGUAACAAUGAGGCGACGCUUCAGUGCCCCACUUGCAUUAAAUUGGGAAUCAAAGGCUCAUUUUUCUGCUCGCAGGCGUGCUUUAAAGGCUUCUGGAAAGAGCACAAGGUGAUCCAUGCAUUAGCUGCCGGUGGUCAGAAGCCUGUCGUUGAUGAUGGUGUUUACAAUCCAUGGCCGCACUUUCGCUUCACCGGCAAACUGCGUCCGUUUCCUCAGACUCCCAAACGUGCCGUUCCAGAGGCAAUCCAGCGUCCAGAUUACGCAGAUCAUCCUGCUGGGCGAUCUUUGUCGGAAGAAGCUCUGCGUGGAACCACAAUCAAAGUGCUCGAUGAUGACGAAAUUGAGGCAAUGCGAGUGGCUGGAAGACUGGGCCGUGAGUGCCUAGAUGAGGGUGCCAAAGCCAUUGAAGUCGGCAUCACAACCGAUGAAUUAGAUCGCCUGGUGCACGAGGCAGCCAUCGAGCGCGACUGCUAUCCAUCCCCGCUCAACUACUACAACUUUCCCAAGUCAUGCUGCACCAGCGUUAACGAGGUCAUUUGUCACGGCAUACCGGACUUGCGUCCCUUGGAGAAUGGCGACAUAUGCAACAUCGAUGUGACUGUCUAUCAUCACGGCUUUCAUGGUGAUCUCAACGAAACUUUUUUCGUUGGCGACGUCUCAGAGAAGCACAAGAAGCUAGUGCGCGUUACAUACGAAUCGUUGUGCAAAGCUAUUGAACUGGUGCGUCCUGGCGUGAAGUACCGGGAGAUAGGUAAUGUCAUCCAGAAGUACGUGGCGCCUCAUGGCUUCAGCGUCGUUCGCAGCUAUUGCGGCCAUGGCAUUCAUCGCGUUUUCCACACUGCACCUAAUGUGCCACACUAUGCCAAGAACUCUGCCGUUGGCGUAAUGGCCCCUGGACACUGCUUCACAAUUGAGCCAAUGAUUUCCGAGGGUGUUCAGAAGGCAGAGUCCUGGCCAGAUGACUGGACUGCCGUCACCGGGGAUGGCCUCUACUCGGCACAGUUCGAACAAACUCUGUUGGUUACCAACAAUGGUUGUGAAAUCCUCACGAAACGCCGUGAAAAAAACGGACAGCCAUGGUUCAUGGACAAAAUGUAGUUAUUAAAACGACUGUUCUUAAAUUGAGCUUUAAUUUAUUUUUACAAUAAAAUAUAAAGUUUGUCGUUUAA
Drosophila navojoa is the source of this 1268-nucleotide messenger RNA. Its product is annotated as methionine aminopeptidase 1. Gene Ontology annotation, molecular function: metalloaminopeptidase activity. Lineage: Eukaryota; Metazoa; Arthropoda; Insecta; Diptera; Drosophilidae. The record is from RefSeq and is a predicted model, not a curated record. Gene Ontology annotation, cellular component: cytosol. Gene Ontology annotation, biological process: proteolysis.